AGUUGAAGUGUAAGAUGGAAUAAUUUAACUGUAUCGUCCGUGUUUCUACAUGUGAAGAACUCUGAAUCCUGAAUCUGAAUGCUGAAUCCUGCUUGCUUCACUCUGAGACAAAAUGUCUUCCAGAUCAGAGGAGGAUCUCUGCUGUCCGGUCUGUCAUGACGUCUUUAGAGAUCCUGUUCUUCUGUCAUGUAGCCACAGCUUCUGUAAAGACUGUCUGAAGUGCUGGUGGAAAGCGAAACAUACACGUAAGUGUCCAGUUUGUAAGAAAAGAUCUUCAAAGUCAAAACCACCUUGUAACCUGGUGUUAAAGAACCUGUGUGAGUCCUUCUUACAGGACAGAGAUCAGAGAGCUUCAGAGGCUUUCUGCAGUCUGCACUCUGAGAAACUCAAACUCUUCUGUCUGGACCAUCAGCAGCCAGUGUGUGUCGUCUGCAGAGAUUCAGAAAAACACACAAACCACAGAUUCAGACCCAUCGAUGAAGCUGCACGACAACACAAGAAGGAACUUGAAGAAACUCUGAAGCCUUUGAAGGAGAAGUUAAAGGUUUGUGAACAAGUUAAAGUGAAAUUUGAACAAACAGCAGAACACAUUAAGGUCCAGGCUCGACACACAGAGAGACAGAUUAAGGAGCAGUUUAAGAUGCUUCACCAGUUUCUAGAAGAGGAAGAGGAGGCCAGGAUGGCUGCUCUGAGGGAGGAAGAGGAGCAGAAGAGUCGGAUGAUGAAGGAGAAGAUGGAGGCUCUGAGCAGAGAGAUAGCAGCUCUUUCACUCACAGUCAGAGCCACAGAGGAGGAGCUGAGAGCUGAAGACGUCUCAUUCCUGCACAACUACAAGGCUGCAGUGGAAAGAGUCCAGCGCUGCCCCCUGCUGGAUGAUCCACAGCUGCUCUCAGGAGCUCUGAUAGACCAGGCCAAACACCUGGGCAACCUGACCUUCAACAUCUGGAACAACAUGAAGGAGAUGGUCUCCUACACUCCUGUCAUUCUGGAUCCAAACACUGCAAAUUCAGAACUCAUCCUUUCUGAAGAUUUGACCAGUGUGAGAGAAGGAGAGAAACAACAGCAGCUUCCUGAUAAUCCAGAGAGGUUUGAUUAUUAUGUCUCUGUCCUGGGCUCUGAGGGCUUUAACUCAGGGACUCACAGCUGGGAUGUCGAGGUUGGAGACAAUAAUACAAACUGGAGACUGGGUGUGUUAUCAGAGUCUGUCCAGAAGAAGGGAAACAUACAGUCUGGAUUAUGGAGGAUAGGGUUCUAUGAAGGUAAAUACUCAGCAUUUUCACCACCAGCUCCCUCCACUGAUCUCUCAGUGAAAAAGCUCCAGAGGAUCAGAGUGAAUCUGGACUGGAACAAAGGAAAUCUGUCGUUCUCUGAUCCUGAUACUAACACACACAUACACACCUUCAAACACACUUUCACUGACAGACUGUUUCCAUUCAUUUUCACAAGGGAUAAACUGAAGAUUUCCCCACUGAAGGUCUCUGUGACAGUGGAACAGAGCAGUUAGAGACGAUGAUGAUGGUUCUUAUAAUUACUCUCAUUUAUUUCUUAAAGGGAAAAGUCGUUGAAUUUAACCUCUGAAGCUUCUGUCCUCCUGCUGUCUCAUUAU
This is a messenger RNA of Thunnus maccoyii (southern bluefin tuna), 1606 nucleotides long. Its product is annotated as nuclear factor 7, brain-like. Bases 113 to 1504 code for a protein of 463 amino acids. The transcript is spliced from 2 exons. Gene Ontology annotation, molecular function: protein binding; zinc ion binding. NCBI's taxonomy places the organism in Eukaryota, Metazoa, Chordata, Actinopteri, Scombriformes, Scombridae. The record is from RefSeq and is a predicted model, not a curated record.